Molecule: messenger RNA, 648 nt
Organism: Grosmannia clavigera kw1407
Lineage: Eukaryota; Fungi; Ascomycota; Sordariomycetes; Ophiostomatales; Ophiostomataceae
Product: histidine acid phosphatase
Exons: 4
Coding region: 1-648 (215 amino acids)
Molecular function (GO): carbon-sulfur lyase activity
Source: RefSeq, a predicted model, not a curated record
AUGGCAGCCCCUUCCGAAUCCCCAAAGUCUUAUUUCCCGCUGGCUGGCGGUGCUGAAGAUGGCUGGUCGAAUGAGCACGAAGCCACAGCGACCUGCUUUUGCGGCAGCGUCCAGCUCGUCUUUCCAAUCAAGGGACCAGGCCUCCUCGCCACAUUUGUCUGCAAUUGCAGCGACUGUCGCAAGCUCACGGCUUCCAUGUUCGCCUCAAACUUUUCCGUGGCUGACGACUACCUUCGCCACGUUCGUGGCCGUGAGAAACUUACUGCCUUUGGCCAGUCAAAGACGGUCGAGUCCGGCGGAGUAAUGACAAACUACUUUUGCUCCACAUGCGGAACGCUUAUGUACCGCGUCGGCUCCAAAUACCCUGGCAUGCGCAUUCUGCGUAUUGGUACCGUGGACGAUUUCAGCCUCCACGAAACAGCUCUGCGUCCGCAGGUCGAGCAGUACAUCAAGGAUCGGGUCGACUGGUUUUCAGGAGUCGACACCGCCCGUCUUGUGCGAACACCGUGGGCUCCCGAGAACCUUGGUGCCGUGCAAACAAGCCUUAUCGGAAUGUAUGCUUUCGAUGUGGUUGGUGGCACUGCUUUUGCCCGGACAAUGUCGAUAUCAAAGCACUCUGGCAAGACAGAGUCGUGCGAUGGUCAAUAG